Messenger RNA from Linum tenue, 1256 nucleotides. Lineage: Eukaryota; Viridiplantae; Streptophyta; Magnoliopsida; Malpighiales; Linaceae. The record is from the annotation of a GenBank genome assembly.
ACUAUGCUUUCUCUUCAUGAAACUUCAUCCCUUCCAUGCGCCAUGUUUCUGCCCUUCGCCUUUGGAAUCAGAUCUUAACGGAGUUCGAUUCAGAGAGUUAAUGCGUCGCCUCUGCAGUAUAGAAAUGCUCUGAAUUUGUACUGUAGAAUGAUAAGUUUUGGGACUUUAGGGCGAUGGUUUAGCUGUUCCUUCGGCGAUUCCCGGCAUGCAGAUGCGUUUAUGGUGCUCUUGAUCGGUGGUCAAUUACUAGGAGCUCUAGCCCAUAUCAGAUUGUUCAUCGUCACGGUUUAUAUGUGGGUUUUGAUGAGACCCAGUUUCACGUCUUCGAAUGACUUGAUUGGGUACGAAGCAGAGGACGACAGAUGGUUGAUGCACAUAAACCGUUUGAUAAAAGGACUGUUAGAACCCCUUUUGGUUUUGGAACAUUUAUGGUUUCUGGGUUUCCCCUUUGAUAAUGAAGGCUGGUUGCUGGUGCUCUUGAGUCUUAACAAUGGAAGUGGACCUCCGAGAUAAAGAAAGAAAGGGAAUCACCAUGGCCCUGCAGCCAAAUCACCCACCAACAGCCAUCCCCCAUGAAUUCACGCUCGCACCAUCCUGCAGCGACUCUUGAACAACAUACCCAUGAUGAUGUUGAUGAAGCUGUUCAUGAUUCUGAUGAUGGUGGUGGUGAUGGUGAUGUUGCUGCUGUCCGCAAUGAAACUGCAACAACAUUGGAUCACUGUAAACAUCCAGACACCCCACCGCCAUCAUGGCCGCCGAAUCAAUGUUGCUCUCCACCGUACUCUGCUGCUGCGGAUCCUGCGGUUGUUGCUGAUGCUCCUGUUGUUGGUGUUGCUGUUGGCAGAUGGCGAGCUGAUGCAGGACAAGCCCCAAUUCAGCCUCGCCGUACUCGAUCUGGCGCUGGAGCUCUCGCACGAUCCUGUAACACCCGCCAACAGGGUCGCUGGCUCGAACGUCGGACUGGAUUAUGAUUGCACGCAUCGCCUCGUCCUUCUCUGCUUUCGUCGAGAGAUUCUCUAUGAUCUUGGUGAUCUUCCUCACCCCAAACAGCUUGUGCGCGUUGAGGAACUGGCGCUGGCGGUCGUGUGGGAAAUAAGGGGCCAAGACGCAGUCAGGGGCGCACUUCCUGCGCUGGUACUUGCACGCCGCGCAAGCCGGGCUCGUCCCGUUGCUGCUGUUGUUGUUGCUGCUGCCGACGAUUCUGUUCUUGAUGACGUUGGUUUUGUUGUAGCUGGUGUUGCUUGUGGCUAGGGAAA